AGAAACUUUCAAUUGGACAGUGAGAGAGAAUGUAUACAAAAACAAUAAUUCUUUGUAUAAAUAUUCUCAUUUUUAGUGCAGUCUCUUCGAUUUGUCAACAAAUUCCAGAUGUAUUUAACAAUAAUGACUAUGCAGUUCAGAAUUUACAAUAUUCAAAAGAAAUGGGUCAUGAAAAAAAUAAAAUUUCAAGGAAUAAACUAACCCCAUUACGAAUUGCUCCAUUAUUGAUGCAGAAUAUUCUUCAUACUACUAUCAAUUGUUCAUUGGACAUAAAUUUAAAAAAUUUAGCAUCAAAUUGUUGGUUAGAAAGAGAAAAGAUUCUGGUAGAAAUGGUAAGAGGAGAGAAGGAAUGGGCAAACAAAUUUGAAGAUUCUCAUGGCGUAGAUUUGUCAGGAACGUUGUUAGGUCGAAAAGGAUCAUUCGGUGAAUAUGACCAAUGUAAAAGUAUUUCAGCUAAUGUAUCCUUCAAUGGUGUAAAUGAAAAAUGGAAUGGUUUCUAUUCUCUUCUAUCAUUCGAAGGUCUUCGACCAGAUACCCUAAAAUUUGAUUCACUUACAAUAGGAUUUUGUCUAGCUCCAAAAUGUAGGAAAUUUGUGGAAAAUACACCAAAUUUUACCAUAUCAGACAAAUCUUGCACCAACAUUGGCAAUGGUAGAUUUAUUCUUGAAGAAACUUUAACACCACUUAAAGAUGAUAAAUCAUCAAUUGGAGGAAUUAUAUUCUUCUCAAUAUUUGGUCUUUUUUUAAUAAUUGCCACAAUUUUGGAUAAUUACCUUGAUUUUUAUAGAAAAAAAAAUGAAAAGUGGACAAAAGGAAUUCUAUUAAGGAUUAUUUUACCAUUUUCAUUAAAUAGAAAUGUUAAAGAAUUACUUAAAGAUUCUCCUGCAACUGAUAGUUUAAAGGUAAUUCAUGGACUGAGAGCAAUUACUGUUACAUGGAUGGUAUUACUACAUACAUAUGUUUUAUAUUUACCAAUUGGAAGUAGGUUGAGUAGUUGUUAUGUUCAAAUUGUUCAAAAAUUAUUCAAAUCAAUAAUUCACUUUCUAGCUGAUAUAGCAAGUUUCUUUAAAAUGAUGAAAACAUUCACUUUUCAAUCAAUAAUCAAUGGACAAAUUGGUGUUGAUACAUUCUUUGUUCUAAGUGGUUUUCUAACUGUUAGAUCAUUUCUGAAGAAUAUGAAAAAGACUAACAAUCAUCUACCAGUUAAGAAGAUGAUUAACCAUUUUGUCCAUCGAAUAUGGAGGAUAUUACCAUUAUACGCAGCUGUAUUAUGCUUUUAUGCUUCAUUCUAUAAAAGAAUUAGGCUAGGACCUCUUAACUCGGUUGUAAAUGAUAUUGAACUUUGUAAAAGGUAUUGGUGGAGAAAUAUUCUCUUUAUAAGUAAUCUAUUUCCAAUUACUGAAACAGUAAGUCAUUUUCACAUUUAAACAAAACAACUUUUUGUAUAAGAACAUUACUUUUAAAAUCAAGUGUAUGGGUUUUACAUGGUAUUUAAGUGUUGAUAUGCAACUUUACAUUGUUACAGCAUUUGGUCUUUUUCUUUACAUUAUGUAAGUUUUUAAUAUAAGUUUAUUUUGAAAUCAGCAAAAAAAUUAAAUGAAAUAAAACCAUCCACAGAAGUCCAUUAUGCACAAUAGUCUUUUUUUUAUUGAUGGUUAUCUGCCAUGUUGUUAUGCAAGGAGUUUUAUUGAAUAAAUACAUGUUUGUAAUAUUGGCCUUUUUUUCAAUUUGAUUUUAAAAAAAAAACAUACAUUUACUUUUUGCAAACAGAGAACCUGAUGGUACUAUGGAUAAUUUCAAUUUUAUUACCUACUUAUAUAUUAAACCAUGGACUAGGGCUGGAACAUAUGCUCUUGGUGGUCUAUUGGCAUUUUUAAUGCAGAAAAGACAAAAAAUAAAGUUACCUACUCUCAUUGUGUUGGUCAUGUGGCUUAUUGUUGUUGCAUCUGGUUAUCUAAUUCUUCAUGGAAAAGGUUUUGAUGAAGCGGAAAUUAAACCUUGGACAAAAGCUAGUAGGUUAUUGUAUGAAAUUCUACAUAGGCCAGCAUGGGGAAUUUGUAUUUGUUGGGUGAUUUGGUCUUGUCAUUCAAAUUAUGGAUCAAUUAUUAAUAGUUUCUUAUCAUUUCGUUAUUUCUUUAUAAUUAGUAAAUUGAGUUAUGGAGUAUAUUUAUUACAUUGGUGUGUAAUUUCAUAUUUGUUUUAUACUGCACGAUACAAAAAAAGUUUUAGACAUGUGGCUGUUAUAUCUGAAUUUUUGGCAACAAUGACCUACUCUCUCGCUCUUGCUGUUGUCUUUACAUUAACAAUUGAAUUGCCAUUUGCAAAAUUAGAGAAUGUUUUCUUUAGUAAAUUAAAGGCAACUGAUUCACACCAAAAGGAGAAAAAUGAUGAAAUGAAGAAUGAUUUAAAUGAAAAAAUACACCCAGUUAUUGAAAUAAUAUCUUCAAAUGAUAUUGAUAAGAAAUAUGAUCCAACUUCCCUUUCAUAGGAUAUAUUUUCCAUGCUCAAGAGAUUUUAAUACUAUAUUACAAUUAUAUGAUUUAUGUUUUUAUAUUCUAAAACUCUUAACUUAAGUGAUUCAAAUCAAUUUUGAUAAUAAUAUUACUAAAAUGUGUGAAAAAGAUAGGUUAAGUAUUCAUCCUCCUUACUACAAUGUUGGAGCAUUUAUUCAGUUUUUUUUCAACUAAUUACCAUUCUUUUUCACAAAAAUUUGUAUCUGUAAAUUUGAAUACAAAAUAAAUAUUUAAAAAUUUUACAAAGCCAUAGACAAUGACGUAGCUAAA
This is a messenger RNA of Dimorphilus gyrociliatus, 2783 nucleotides long. The record is from the annotation of a GenBank genome assembly. NCBI's taxonomy places the organism in Eukaryota, Metazoa, Annelida, Polychaeta, Dinophilidae.